Molecule: messenger RNA, 6451 nt
Organism: Callithrix jacchus (white-tufted-ear marmoset)
Lineage: Eukaryota; Metazoa; Chordata; Mammalia; Primates; Cebidae
Gene: ATP10D
Product: ATPase phospholipid transporting 10D (putative)
Biological process (GO): phospholipid translocation
Cellular component (GO): plasma membrane
Molecular function (GO): ATP hydrolysis activity; magnesium ion binding; ATP binding
Source: RefSeq, a predicted model, not a curated record
CUGUGCGUCACGGAGGGCGGGACAGCGGGCGCUCGGCGGUGAGCGGAAGCCCGGGCUGCUCUGGAGCCCGGCGGAGACUGGAGGCGGAGAGCAGGGAGUAAUAGGUCACUGGCUCGGCAUAGGAGUUUGGGAGAUGUCCGAGAGGUGAUUUUUCCCCCCCUUCAAGCCAGAUGGCUGGCGUGGAAGCACAACCAGCUUUCACUCUUCGGAUUUGUGCUUGGCUCUUUUCUUGCACUUCGAGACUCGUGACCAUCAUGCUGUGAUGUGUGCGGAGGGAGGAAUUGCUGGAGAACACAGGCUUGGAGGAAGAUCCUCGGGUGAGCAGGCCAUAUUCACUGGGCUUUGACAGGUCAGCUACACGACCUGGGUCUCACCACAGUUUGGACAUGACUGAGGCUCUCCAGUGGUUCAGAUAUCACUGGCGACGGCUGAUCGGAGGUGCAACCAGGGAUGAUGAUUCGAGGCCAUACAACUAUUCCUCCUUGCUUGCCUGUGGGGGCAAGUCCUCUCAGACCCCUAAACUGGCAGGAAAGCACCGGAUUGUUGUUCCCCACCUCCAGGCCUUCAAGGAUGAGUAUGAGAAGUUCUCUGGAGCCUAUGUGAACAAUCGAAUACGAACAACAAAGUACACACUUCUGAAUUUUGUGCCAAGAAAUUUAUUUGAACAAUUUCACAGAGCUGCCAAUUUAUAUUUCCUGUUCCUAGUUGUUCUGAACUGGGUACCUUUGGUAGAAGCCUUCCAAAAGGAAAUCACCAUGUUGCCUCUGGUGGUGGUCCUUACAAUUAUCGCAAUUAAGGAUGGCCUGGAAGAUUAUCGGAAAUACAAAAUUGACAAACAGAUCAAUAAUUUAAUAACUAAAGUUUAUAGUAGGAAAGAGAAAAAAUACAUUGACCGAUGUUGGAAAGACGUUACUGUUGGGGACUUCAUUCGCCUCUCCUGUAACGAGGUCAUCCCUGCAGACAUGAUACUACUCUUUUCCACUGAUCCAGAUGGAAUCUGUCACAUUGAGACUUCUGGUCUUGAUGGAGAGAGCAAUUUAAAACAGAGGCAGGUGGUUCGGGGAUAUGCAGAACAGGACUCUGAAGUUGAUCCUGAGAAGUUUUCCAGUAGGAUAGAAUGUGAAAGCCCAAACAAUGACCUCAGCAGAUUCCGAGGCUUCCUAGAACAUUCCAACAAAGAACGUGUGGGUCUCAGUAAAGAAAAUUUGUUGCUUAGAGGAUGCACCAUUAGGAACACCGAGGCUGUUGUGGGCAUUGUGGUUUAUGCAGGCCAUGAAACCAAAGCAAUGCUGAACAACAGUGGGCCACGAUAUAAGCGCAGCCAAUUAGAAAGAAGAGCAAACACAGAUGUCCUCUGGUGUGUCCUGCUUCUGGUCAUAAUGUGCUUAACUGGAGCAGUGGGUCAUGGAAUCUGGUUGAGCAGGUAUGAAAAGAUGCAUUUUUUCAAUAUCCCCGAGCCUGAUGGACAUACCAUAUCACCACUGUUGGCAGGAUUCUAUAUGUUUUGGACCAUGAUCAUUUUGCUACAGGUCUUGAUUCCCAUUUCUCUCUAUGUUUCCAUCGAAAUUGUGAAGCUUGGACAAAUAUAUUUCAUUCAAAGUGAUGUGGAUUUCUACAAUGAGAAAAUGGAUUCUACUGUUCAGUGUCGAGCACUGAACAUCGCCGAGGAUCUGGGACAGAUUCAGUACCUCUUUUCUGAUAAGACGGGAACCCUCACUGAGAAUAAGAUGGUUUUUCGAAGAUGUAGCGUGGCAGGAUUUGAUUAUUGCCAUGAAGAAAAUGCCAAGAGGUUGGAGUCCUAUCAGGAAGCUGUCUCUGAAGAUGAAGAUUUUACAGACACACUCAGUGGUUCCGUGAGCAAUAUGGCAAAACCGAGAGUCCCCAGCUGCGGGACAGUUCAUAAUGGGCCUUUGGGAAAUAAGCCUUCAAAUCAUCUUGCUGGGAGCUCUUUUAAUCUAAGAAGCGGAGAAGGAGCCAGUGAAGUGCCUCAUUCCAGACAGGCUGCUUUCAGUAGCCCCAUUGAAACAGAUGUGGUACCAGACACCAGGCUUUUAGACAAAUUUAGUCAGAUUACACCCCGGCUCUUUAUGCCACUAGAUGAGACCAUCCAAAAUCCACCACUGGAAACUUUGUACAUCGUCGACUUCUUCAUUGCAUUGGCAAUUUGCAAUACAGUAGUGGUUUCUGCUCCUAACCAACCCCGACAAAAGAUCAGACACCCUUCACUGGGAGGGAUGCCCAUUAAGUCUUUGGAAGAGAUUAAAAAUCUUUUCCAGAGAUUGUCUGUGCGAAGAUCAAGUUCUCCAUCGCUUACCAGUGGGAAAGAGCCAUCUUCCGGAGUUCCGAACGCCUUUGUGAGCAGACUCCCUCUCUUUAGUCGAAUGAAACUGGCUUCACCUGUGGAGGAAGAAGUCUCCCAGAUGUGUGAGAGCCCCCAAUGCUCCAGUAGCUCAGCUUGCUGCACAGAAACAGAGAAACAACACAGUGAUGGAGGCCUCCUGAAUGGCAAGGUGGAGUCCCUCUCUGGACAGCCAUUAGCCUGCAACCUGUGUUAUGAGGCCGAGAGCCCAGAUGAAGCGGCCUUAGUGUAUGCUGCCAGGGCUUACCAAUGCACUUUACAGUCCCGGACACCGGAGCAGGUCAUGGUGGACUUUGCUGCUUUGGGACCGUUAACAUUUCAACUUCUACACAUCCUGCCCUUUGACUCAGUAAGAAAAAGAAUGUCUGUUGUGGUCCGGCACCCCCUUUCCAAUCAAGUUGUGGUGUAUACAAAGGGUGCUGAUUCUGUGAUCAUGGAGUUGUUGUCAGUGGCUUCCCCAGAUGGAGCAAGUCUGGAAAAACAGCAGAUGAUAAUAAGGGAGAAAACCCAGAAGCACUUAGAUGACUAUGCCAAACACGGCCUUCGUACUCUAUGUAUAGCAAAGAAGGUCAUGAGUGACGCUGAAUAUGCAGAGUGGCUGAGGAAUCAUUUUUUAGCUGAAACCAGCAUUGACAACAGGGAAGAAUUACUACUUGAAUCUGCCAUGAGGUUGGAGAACAAACUUACAUUACUUGGUGCUACUGGCAUUGAAGACCGGCUGCAGGAGGGAGUCCCUGAAUCCAUAGAAGCUCUUCACAAAGCUGGAAUCAAGAUGUGGAUGCUGACAGGGGACAAGCAGGAGACAGCUGUCAACAUAGCUUAUGCAUGCAAGCUACUAGAGCCAGAUGACAAGCUUUUUAUCCUCAGUACCCAAAGUAAAGAUGCCUGUGGGAUGCUGAUGAGCACAAUUUUGAAAGAACUUCAGAAGAAAACUCAAGCCUUGCCAGAGCAAGUGUCAUUAAAUGUAGAUUUACCUCAGCCUCCUGUCCCCCAGGACUCAGGGUUACGAGCUGGACUCGUUAUCACUGGGAAGACCCUGGAGUUUGCCCUGCAAGAAAGUCUACAAAAGCAGUUCCUGGAACUGACAUCUUGGUGUCGAGCUGUGGUCUGCUGCCGAGCCACGCCGCUGCAGAAAAGUGAAGUGGUGAAAUUGGUCCGCAGCCAUCUCCAGGUGAUGACCCUGGCCAUUGGUGAUGGUGCCAAUGAUGUCAGCAUGAUACAAGUGGCAGACAUUGGGAUCGGGGUCUCAGGUCAAGAAGGCAUGCAGGCUGUGAUGGCCAGUGACUUUGCCAUUUCUCAGUUCAAACAUCUCAGCAAGCUUCUUCUUGUCCAUGGACACUGGUGUUAUACAAGGCUUUCCAACAUGAUUCUCUAUUUUUUCUAUAAGAAUGUGGCCUAUGUGAACCUCCUUUUCUGGUACCAGUUCUUUUGUGGAUUUUCAGGAACGUCCAUGACUGAUUAUUGGGUUUUGAUCUUCUUCAACCUCCUCUUCACAUCUGCCCCUCCUGUCAUUUAUGGUGUUUUGGAGAAAGAUGUGUCUGCAGAGAUCCUCAUGGAACUGCCUGAACUUUACAAAAGUGGUCAGAAAUCAGAGGCAUACUUAGCCCACACCUUCUGGAUCACCUUAUUGGAUGCCUUUUAUCAAAGCCUAGUCUGCUUCUUCGUGCCUUAUUUUAUCUACCAGGACUCAGAUAUUGACAUCUUCGCAUUUGGAAACCCCCUGAACACAGCUGCUCUGUUCAUCAUUCUCCUCCAUCUGGUCAUUGAAAGCAAGAGUUUGACUUGGAUUCACAUGCUGGUCAUCAUUGGUAGCAUCCUGUCUUAUUUUUUAUUUGCCAUAAUUUUUGGAGCCAUGUGUGUAACUUGCAACCCACCAUCCAACCCCUACUGGAUUAUGCAGGAGCACAUGCUGGAUCCAGUAUUCUAUUUAGUUUGUAUCCUCACAACGUGCAUUGCUCUUCUGCCCAGGUUUGUAUACAGAGUUCUUCAGGGAUCCCUGUUUCCAUCUCCAAUUCUGAGAGCUAAGCACUUUGACAGACUAACUCCAGAGGAGAGGACUGAAGCUCUCAAGAAGUGGAGAGGUGCUGGAAAGAUGAAUCAAGUGACAUCAAAGAAUGCUAACCAAUCAGCUGGCAAGUCAGGAAGAAGACCCAUGCCUGAAUCUUCUGCUGUAUUUGCGAUGAAGUCAGCAACUUCGUGUGCUUUUGAGCAAGGAAACUUAUCUCUGUGUGAAACUGCUUUAGAUCAAGGCUGCUCUGAAACUAAGGCCUUUGAGAUGGCUGGACCCUCCAAAGGUUAAGAAAGCCAGAUACCUUCCUUGGAAAUACAAGUAUUCUCUCAAGGUUGGAAGAGGGAUUUUGAAAAGGUAUCUCUCCAAGCAAGAAUUUUCCAUAAGGGACAAGGCUUGGAAACCUGACGUGAUGAUGAUCAUUAUUGUAUGUUUGUAUAUAGAUUUGUAAUAGAGGGCUAGAGUUUGACUUAGACAGAGUUUAAGAAUUAAACAGAACCAAAUGCUUUUAUAAAACUUUUUGGAUUUUGUAAAAGCAUUUUCAUUCUUUUAGAAAUUCAAAUAUUUUCAAGGGGAAUCAUUUGAGAUAUAUUUAUUUUACUUGGAGAUCUUAUACUCUAGGGAAACCCUUUAAAUGGGCAGGUUCUAGCCAGGCACAGUGGCUCACGCCUGUAAUCCCAGUACUUUGGGAGGCUGAGGCAGGUGGAUCACAAUGUCAGGAGUUCAAGACCAGCCUUGCCAACUUGGUGAAACCCCGUCUCUAGUAAAAAUACAAAAAUUAGCUGGGCAUGGUGGUGCACACCUGUAAUCCCAGCUACUAGGGAGGCUGAGGCAGGAGAAUUUCUUGAACCAGGACCCAGGAGGCAGAGGUUGCAAUGAGCCGAGAUCACGCCACUGCAUUCCAGCCUGGGCUACAGAGUAAGACUCCAUCUCAAAAAAAAAAAAGAAAAAGAAAAAUAUGGGCAGGUUCCAAUCUGAAUUUUUUCAUCAAGGAAAAAGUAGUUUUUAGAUGAAUUGGUUAGGACUCAGAGGAAAUAUGGAAAAAGCGUUGUAGAUGCUUUUUACAGGUAAAGUCCCAAGAGCCUUUUAAACAACAAGGUACCUAAAAUAAGGUAUACUUGUACUGCUUAAAAUACAGUUAGUAACUAUUAAUAGCUUUUUAUUUCCUAUGGGAAGAUGAUUUUAGUCUUCUGACUGAAGAUGUAGGCAUACUUCUCUGCUCAUUUCAGUGUUUUCCUGAGGCGGAGCCUUCACUGGAAAGGGAAAAGAGGGAUUCUAGGGUUUCAUCAGGGAUCAGGAAUGCAUUCCUCUCUCAGCUUCCAGUCAGGAGAAGACCUUUUAUGAGAUCUGCUUCUGUAUAGAUGUUGUCAAUUAGGAAACUGAAGCCAUAGGUCAGGCAGACAUCAGCUCUGCCUGUGGCCCAUUGGGCAAUUUCCUGUGUUCUAAAACUCACAAUAGCCUAAUUGAAGUGAUACAAUCAAUUGCGAAACAAUCUUCCAGAGACUUCUUGAAGGUUCAUAGUUUUUUUACAAUACCAUGGGACUUUUCAGGUGUCGGAGCCUCUAAAAUAAGAGAUAUAAACUGAAAAUAAUACAGGUUGUUCUCUGGAGGUUUCUAUGAGAUUCUUAGAAAAAUUUGGUUUUAAAAUACAUUUGAGGACAGCAAUGUCUACAGCAAGUUUACUGCUAUUGCAAAUCAUGUAUGCUGUCUUUAGUUGUAAGAAAGAAACUAUACUAAGUAAGGACACAUGCUGUUAUAAGAUCAUAUAUUCCUAUUGAAAUCCUAUCUCUAUUUAUUGUAUUUGAAAGUUGUCAGCCACCAGUCAUCUAGAAUUUCCUUCCUGAGUCUCCAUGCUCAUAUGUGAUGUCUACAUCAAGGUCUUCUUAAUGACUCUUAUUCUCAGGGUUUAGUUUUCUACCUUCUGCCAACUAUUCUGGUCUGACAUUUUUGUAGCUUUCUAUUAUUAUUGCAAACAGUCUUUUACAUAAGCUGAUUUCUAGAACUUUCAAAAUCUACAUAGCUAAUGGAAGUUACUUUCUGCUUUCUUAUGACUUUUUUUUAAAUAAACUGUUUCAUAAAUCAUG